CUCUCUCCCUCUCUCCUUCUCUCUUCACUCUUUCUUACUCUUUGUUACCCGCUUUCUUCUCCUCUUACACACUUGCACGUAUAUAAACUACAUCGUUCUAUUGUAUUUGGCUGUUUCUCUUUCUCUUACUGUCUCGCGCCCAAACAGCUGUCUGCACUAUUUGUAUUACCGUUACCGACUACAAACUGCCCUUUUAGUAUUAGAUACUACAUUAUACCUUUCUGAACUAUUAUCGAAAUUUAAAGCAAGACAAUGCGAGAAUCCACUGCUUCGGGUGAUACCAAAGUCCUUGGCUAUCCUGCUACUACAUCUACCACAUCAUCUCAUCGCCAUCAUCAUACUCGCAUCACUGCCACUCCUCGGUAUCCACAUCAACAACAGCAACUCCAUCGUAGCACGACAAAUAAUGCAGAAAUUGUGUCACUGCCGUCAAUGAACAUUGAAAUGCCCGAGAAUAUGAUAACUCGCUCGAGCCCUUGUAAUAGCAUUAGCAGCAGCAGCAUGAGCAGUAGCAGUAGUAGUAAUGGCAGUGCCAUAGCUAUUACCGGUCAUCAUAACUUGCGAUCCAACACAUCCAGUCCGUCGUCCAAAUCGUCGUCGUCGUCGUCUUCUUCUUCUCAUGCAUUCCAAGCCCAGUGGCUGUUCUUUAGCAAUUCGCGCUGGAUCCCAUUGGACACCCAGAGCCACAGCAAGUUGGAACGGACGCUGCAGCUUGGCGGCGUUUUUGUAGACAUACAAGACAGCCAUUUCCCUGACGUGCAGCGCAUUAGGGUCUUUCCCGGAGCCGAUUACUUGUCGUAUCUCGGAAUCCGGUAUCGCAUUAGCCGUGUUCUGCUACCAGCACUGUGACAUUAUGGUUUCUGUCACUACUGCAACGGCUGCUGUCUGGGUUCUUCUUUACUACACGCUUAUAUAUAUACUUUACAUACUCAUUUACCCUCUUUAAUAUUGCCUUUUUUCUUUUCUUUUUUCUCACACACAUGUCUUUUUUUUCUUCUUAUAACUUGUCCCUCCUCCUGUUUCCGUUCGUUUUGCGUCGUUUAAUAUUUUAUUAUCGUAUUCUUUUUCAUUAUAUAGUAUAUGACAUUCACAGUUUGUUUUGCUGACGAGUAGCAAUACUGGCUAUCAUUAUAAUAAACAUACUUGUAGAAAAAAAAAGAAGAAAGUUCUGCUUGACCUAGUUGAAUAUUUUAGUGCUGACAACAGCAGGAGCAGCAGCAACUGGGCUGAAUGUACAUUUAUGUGCUUUUUUGUUGUUGUUGCGAGUGCGCGUGAACUGGGGAGAAGGCGAAGCGCACC
Messenger RNA from Zychaea mexicana, 1299 nucleotides. RefSeq lists its product as uncharacterized. NCBI's taxonomy places the organism in Eukaryota, Fungi, Mucoromycota, Mucoromycetes, Mucorales, Lichtheimiaceae. The transcript has a single exon. Bases 253 to 849 code for a protein of 198 amino acids. The record is from RefSeq and is a predicted model, not a curated record.